Molecule: messenger RNA, 807 nt
Organism: Klebsormidium nitens
Lineage: Eukaryota; Viridiplantae; Streptophyta; Klebsormidiophyceae; Klebsormidiales; Klebsormidiaceae
Source: the annotation of a GenBank genome assembly
AUGGAGGGCCUUCCAAACGACGCGCUUCUACUGGUUCUGAACAAACUCGCGGUCCAGGACCCCCCUUCCCUGCUGAGAGUCAUUUGCGCCGUCAAGCCCCUCUACGGCUUGGCCAAAGCGAACCCCAACAUCUGGAAGAAGGCUUUCUAUGGCCCAGACCUUUGGGAAGACACGAUGACGUCUGAUGAGAGAUUGCUCUUCGAACAACAGAGCGCUGAGCUGGAAGCACGCCUUGGAGCGAUGGAUAUCCUUAAUGUUCUGCAGCCGGCGGCUGGGUUCAAAGAGCUUGUGGAAGCUCGAUGGGUGAAGCAAAACAGUCGACCAAGCGCAAUGGAUUUUAUGCUGCAAGACACGCUUCGUCAGCUCAGCAGCGAAACUGAUACUGCCAGCUUUCUGUUUGCGAUCAGACUGCGCGGGAGCCUUCUCGCGUGGGGAUAUGAAGCACCUGUGGGAGGCUCUUAUCUGGGCAACGCAGUCGGAGCCGCGUUCUGGCGGGGGGUUUUCCAUCGUGCAUAUGCUUCUCCCAAGGCUGCAGGAAUGGAGGAGUUGAUCUUCAGCGCACCGCUCAUCAACACCUUCCAGGAGCCCUGGAUCUUUUUCACACACGUGCCACAGACAAGUGCAAAGUUUGCUUUGACCAUUCCCGAGGAGCAGGGAGUGCCAGAUGGAACCAAGGGCAGCUCUGGGAAGAACAAGCGAGAACGUCUGGGGUUCGAGAAAGACAUCCCUUGCGAACUAGAGAUGUGCUUCAGAGAGGCCUUGGAUAACACGUUAGCUUUGAUGCAACACAUCAAGCUUGGUAGCUGA